Messenger RNA from Corythoichthys intestinalis (scribbled pipefish), 1943 nucleotides. RefSeq names its product glycosyltransferase 1 domain containing 1 (gene glt1d1). The record is from RefSeq and is a predicted model, not a curated record. Lineage: Eukaryota; Metazoa; Chordata; Actinopteri; Syngnathiformes; Syngnathidae. The transcript has 12 exons. Gene Ontology annotation, molecular function: glycosyltransferase activity. Bases 256 to 1287 code for a protein of 343 amino acids.
AUAAUAUGUACAGCUCUGUGUUUAUUUUGUGACAUAUUAAAGUGCAGUUCUGAAGGAGGAACCGUCUCAUUACCAAAAAACUGUUUCCAGGGAAUCAAAUGACGGACGUACACGUAAACCUGUUCAAGUGAAGUACUGUACUGUAAAUUCCUAAGUGAUGAGUAAGCGUCUUGGAAAACGUAUUCGAUCGGGCUUGCUUUUCUGUAACGUUGACACGCAGAGCCUCUGCUUUUUAUCGGCUAUUGGGGGUGAAAAAUGAAAUUACUUUUUCUUGCUGUUCUCGAUCCCAAAUCAGGAAAUCACACAACAGCAGAGCGAAUAAGGUCCUACAUUGAGUCAGCAGGACACACAUGUGAGCUCAGACAUGCGCAGGAAUUUGAGUCUUCUUCUGACAUGGCAAACCUGCUAUCACAAAAUCCUCAAUUUGAGGGUGUGCUGGCCAUUCAUCUACACAAAGCAGGCAGACUUCUGCUAGACAUCCAAGUACCUUUUGGCAUUAUCUUUGGUGGAACAGACAUCAAUGAAGAUGUGAAGGUUGAGACGAGACGUGUGGUUAUGGAAAAAGUUCUGCAUAAAGCACGGUUUGCAGUUGCAUUUACAGACAAACUGAAAAGAGAUGCAGAGCUAUAUUUGCAUUCCCAGAGCAGCAAAAUCUCUGUCCAGCCUCAAGGUAUUUCGACGCAAGUGUCAGAGGAUUUCAGCUGGGCUGAAUUCUUACGGCAAUCAGGUGUAAGUGGUGGCCAUGUGGAACGGCUUCAUGUCUUCCUGCUGAUCUGUGGCCUUAGAAGAGUCAAGGACCCACUUUUUUUAGUGGAGAGUUUUUCAGAGUGGCAUAGUGAGAAUCCUCAGAAUGUGCUUGUUAUAAUUGGUCCAAGGAUCGAUCCUGUGCUUACUGAUGAAGUCGAAGCUGUUGUGAAGAGAACAGCAGGGGUCUUCUUAGCCCGGGAAAUGAGCCAGCCGGAGCUCCACGCUGCUAUGAAAAGGUGUUUUGCAUUGGUCAACAGUUCCGUUUCAGAGGGCAUGUCGGCAGCCAUCUUGGAGGCAAUGGAUCUGGGACUACCUGUGGUGGCCAGAGACAUACCAGGAAAUAAAGCUGUAGUACAACAUGAGGUCAAUGGUCUGCUAUACUCUUCCCCUGAGGAAUUUGUACAUCAGUCUCAGAGGCUGUUGUCAGAUCAUGAGCUAAGAGAGAGAGUGAUACGGGAUGCUAAAGUCUACGUGGUGAAGCAUCACAGCCUAAAACAAGAGAGAGAAACGUACCAGAGGUUGGUGGACACGCUGCACUAAGACCGCAUUUCAUAACUCCUCUGUUUACUUCGGGAAUUUCCACAUAAAUUUGAAUAUUUUUAGAUGCAUUUUGGUCGGGUACAAGUCUUUUGUCUAUUUUGUAUCACAUCACAGUGAGCCAAGAUUUUUAGCUCAUUCACUGCCAUUGUUUGUGUUGAAAGACAGAUCCACUAUUACUGGAGGGGCUGGUAGUGAAUGAGUUUAACACUGUUGAUGGAGCUGGAUUUGGGGACUCUUGGGAAACUUUACCAAAAACUGAGUAGUAAUUAUAUAUUUCACUGGUGGACAUACGGGUAUUCCUAAUAAACGCUGCUGUAAUGUUUGCAAUAACUUGGCGUCAUGGUGUAGCAAAAUGUUUUAUUGGUGCUUGGAUCCAAAGGGAUAACUGUGAUGCAAUACAACAGCAAAAUGUUUGUUUGCUACAGUAAUGGAUUUUAUGAUUUGCAACACUAUUUAUUUCAAAUAAAUACAUGUUAAAUGUUGGUGUGCUAUUUUCUCUCAUAAUUCGAGGUGUUGAAUUAGCUCUUUCAAAUUUGUGUUUUUUUGUCUGUGCACCCACUGUUGCCUGCUUGUAGAGUAAGAAUUCAUUUUCUGCUUAGACAUACUCUACAUACUUUUGUUCCAUCAAUAAAAAUAUAUACAUAUACUCCAAUUUA